AUGACUACCUCGACCAUCUAUGCUACGGAGAUCGACGUAUUCACCGCAUGCCCGCCUUCUGUCCAAAAUUGUCCUAUCGGGCAGAUAAGUACUUACACCACCAGAAAGACCGUUGCUGUCUCUACGACGACAUACUUAGUCGCGGUCACGGAUUCUGCACAGGCCCCCGAGUCUACGAACGCAUCGGUGCAGCCCGUGGCAGUCCCUACUGUCUCACUCGCGCAUCUGCAUGUUCCCGGCUACGAGCCAGCUGGUGACACUAAAUACACCAUGUCACACGCUCAACCCUCUAACGUCUGGAAAUCUGCAAUCGCAUCCUCUGGAUCUACCCAGGGAGCUACGCACGGCACAACGACGAACACGGUUUCCGACCAAGCAACCUCUUAUGUGACAACUGCCUCUGGCAGCCUCUUUACCGGAGACGCUCCCAAGGUGGGGCAUUCCUCUACACUGUUCACUGUGGCGACUGUAGUGUUCACUCUCUUUUUCUUUUAG
Penicillium robsamsonii is the source of this 495-nucleotide messenger RNA. RefSeq lists its product as uncharacterized. Lineage: Eukaryota; Fungi; Ascomycota; Eurotiomycetes; Eurotiales; Aspergillaceae. The transcript has a single exon. Bases 1 to 495 code for a protein of 164 amino acids. The record is from RefSeq and is a predicted model, not a curated record.